AUGGAUCUUAUUUCGCGUUAUGACAAGACUGAAUUAAAACUCAAACAAUGGCGACUUAAAGAAACCAGUGACUCGAUUAUAACUGAAUGGUAUCAACCAAAUAUUUCUCCUGAAAUAUUCGAAGUUUUGCUCAGUGGAGAACUUGACAUAGAUGAAAAUAACAUAGAUAAAACACUUAAUUACCUCAUAGCUGCUGAUAUAUUAUGGCUCCAUCAACUUUUAGAUUUCCUUCAAAUUUAUUUAAUUAAAAAUCAUUCAACUUGGAUAAAAGAAAACUUUAUUAAAGUAUUUCAUAUUAUGCAACUCCACCCGACCACAUUCAAAAAAUUACAACAAUUUUGUAAAGUGAUUAUAUCAGCAGAUCCUAAAGUUCUUUUCGAUUCUCCACAUUUUUCGACUCUCACGGAAGAAGCAUUUAUUUUUUUGCUUAACAAAGAUUACCUACAAAUUGAAGAAUCGUUUCUAUGGAAUAAAAUCAUUCAAUGGGGAAUAGAUCAAAAUCAACUUAGUCCUAAUAUGUCAAGUUGGUGUUUGGAAGAUUUCUCUAAUAUGCGGAUGACCUUAUCAAAAUUUAUUCCUCUUGUAAAAUUUGAAAAUAUAUCUUAUGAAGAUUUUAACGACAAAGUACGACCGUACAAACUUCUAUUUCCGUAA
Messenger RNA from Cetraspora pellucida, 654 nucleotides. Lineage: Eukaryota; Fungi; Glomeromycota; Glomeromycetes; Diversisporales; Gigasporaceae. The record is from the annotation of a GenBank genome assembly.